AUGAAACUCAUGUGCAGUAAGUCAAGGAUUCUACCAAAAAAGAAGGGAAAGACAAAGUCGAUUACAACGCCGAGAGCCGAGCUCCUCGCUGCUCUGCUCUUAUCUCGAGAAGUGACUAAGGUAAUUAAAUCAGUUGACGUCAGCUUCGACCAUGUGAUACUAUGGAGCGAUUCACAAAUAGUGCUUUGUUGGAUUCGCAAACCACCGGCAGUCCUGCAGUUGUACGUUUCGAAUAGGGUGACCGAGAUACAGAAACUUACCAACAAGUUCCAUUGGCGAUAUAUUCCUACGAACGAUAACCCCGCCGACCUAAUAUCGAGAGAUGUGCUGAGUGAAGACGUUGUGCUGGUUGCACAGCCGCCUCCACUACAUGAUGAAGACCUUCCGGAAGUACGAACAUGUCUUGCGCUUAACACAUCACCAAGAAGAUUGGAUAUAUUCAACCGAAUCGGCACGUUCAGUCGGUUACAGCGAAGUAUGAGCCUGGUGGUUCGAUUUGCACACUGUGUUAUCUCCGGAAGAAAGGUGUUGAAGAAAGGUCCACCGACAGUCAAUGAAUUUGAUCAAGCAUUAAAACUGAUAGUGCACUUCGUGCAAGAGGAAGCGUUCCAGCCGGAAUUGUGCGCAUUAAAGGAGGGCAGUACACAUCGCCUACGAAAUCUGAACCCGUUUGUUGAUCCAAUCGACGGAACUCUGCGAGUUGGUGACCGUGUGAAGAAGGCCUUUAUUCCAUACGAUAGUCGCCAUCAAAUGUUGCUACCAGCGAAACAUCCUGUGACUGAACUACUGAUCCGUCAUGAACACCAGAACAACCUCCACGCAGGGCAAAGGACUUUGCUUGCAAUUGUGCGCCAACGGUUUUGGCCAUUACAGGUGAAGAACACUAUACGAAAAGUAAUAAGACAGUGUAUCAUAUGCUUCCGAGCAAACCCGUUAAAGACAACGCAAUUGAUGGGUGAUCUUCCAUCGUAUCGAGUGCAACCAUCACCCGCUUUCUUCCACACUGGCGUGGAUUAUGCCGGUCCAUUUUCAAUUAAAUCACUAACCCAAGCACGUAAGCCGAUGAUUACUAAAGGAUACGUAUGUCUUUUUGUAUGCCUUAGUACACGUGCCAUCCAUCUCGAGCUUGUAUCGAGUCUGACCACCGAUGCCUUUAUCGCGACUUUAAGGCGCUUCACGGGACGACGAGGACCCGUCAGUAAGAUUUUCUCAGACAACGCGACGAACUUUGUCGGUGCUGAAGCCGAGUUAGAGCGUUUGAGUAAACUAUUUGCAGCAGAACAGCACGUCAAGCAGCUGACAGAGUUUUGUCGAAGUCAAUCGAUUACCUGGAGCUUCAUUCACCCGAGAAGUCCCCAUUUUGGUGGGAUUUGGGAAUCUGGUGUAAGAUCAGUCAAAUACCAUCUGAAAAGAGUGGUUGGCAAUCAACAACUGACUUUCGAGGAGAUGAGCACAGUGUUGGUUCAGAUCGAGUCGGUACUCAAUUCACGUCCGCUAACACCAUGCUCUGAUGAUCCCAACGAUUUAACUGCCGUAACACCUGCACAUUUUCUAGUUGGGCGCCAGAUGCAGUCCAUCCCUGAACCGUCGUACCCCAAUCUGAAACUUUCAACACUGUCACGGUGGCAAUUAGUGCAGGUCAUCCUACAACACUUUUGGAAAAGAUGGCUCGCCGAGUAUUUGCCAGAGAUGCAGAAACGCCAGAAGUGGUUUAAAAUCACCAAAAUUCAACCAGGAGCUCUAGUACUAAUCAACGACCCCAGUCAAUUUUUCGUCUCUCAGGAUCCAGCGGUUAUUCUGCUAUUGAAACAUUGA
Molecule: messenger RNA, 1815 nt
Organism: Toxorhynchites rutilus septentrionalis
Lineage: Eukaryota; Metazoa; Arthropoda; Insecta; Diptera; Culicidae
Exons: 3
Coding region: 1-1815 (604 amino acids)
Biological process (GO): DNA integration
Molecular function (GO): nucleic acid binding
Source: RefSeq, a predicted model, not a curated record